Messenger RNA from Symbiodinium natans, 1302 nucleotides. Lineage: Eukaryota; Dinophyceae; Suessiales; Symbiodiniaceae. The record is from the annotation of a GenBank genome assembly.
AUGAGGACCAUUCAUCUGUCCCGCCUAGGUGGGCGCGUCUUGGCGCUGGACUUGUCGGACGCGGACGUGGAAGAGCUGCGCAGCAGCAGGGACUUGAAGAAGCUUGUGGCCGCAGCUGACCCCAACCGACCUUGCGCCAGGUUAGUGCGCCUGGUUGGUAAGGACGGCGAGUUGAAGGAUGACGAGCCCAUCGACGCAGCCGACCUUGGGCCUGAUAGUGUUCUGCAGUACCUUCAAGUGUCCUGGAUGUCGGAACUGGAAGAAGUGCCGGCGCUUGCCGGGGAAACGAUUCCGGAAGGCGUGUGGCCAAAUGCUGAUGAACGACCAGAGCCUUGGACGCUCUUUGCCCCAGACCUGGCGGCGCUGUUGGAAGCUUGUUGUCAAAAGUGCGCCACAAACAGGAACUUCGACUCUAUGAAUCUCCUUGCAGAUGCUUGGCGGGAUGCUGUGCUGAACCUGUCAAUCGAUGCAGUGUGUUCAGAAAUGCCAAGCUUGCUGAAGAACAUGCUCGCUUUCUCAGGCCCGAAAUGGAGAUGGGAAUCGAGCCCGUUUCAAGAAACCAUCUGGGAAGUUGUUCCACUCUUGCAACCUGACACAGUCCAGCGCGCCUUGCUGACUGCCGACACAGAGACUAUGAAGAUCAUCUGGGAAAGCGUGCGCACGAAAUUUCCCCAACGCCACCGCCGCUCUACAGUAGGUAUGUACGGAGCUGACGACUCAGCCCGUUGCAUCGCUGAGCUCAUCAGCAAAGGCCUUCCGCGAUGGUGCUGGGCUGGCCACAUGCCACCGUUUAACGACAACCUGCUUCAAUACAUACUGGAACCCACUGACUGGCAGCACAUACGCGACAAAGACAAAGACCAAGCAAGGAUCUGCAUUUUAGUAGCCGAGCGUCUUACGCUUGAAGAGCUGUGCCACUUAAACGAUGAUGGGCGUUCGGCACUGAGCUAUGCUGUAGAGUUUGCAGAGAAAAGCGUUGUGGAGAGUUGCUGGAUGCAGGUCCGGGAUGUGAUCAAACGGCAGAUGAUCCUGUGCUUUAGGGAGGAAACAGUCCCUGUGCCGAAGCUAAGAUCAAUCCUCGCCCAGAUGUACAGGGAGUGGUGGGAUUUUUGUGAGGAUGACGAGCUUCAUUUUCGUGAAGUGGUGGCUGCGUUCGAAGAGCAUCUGCGAGAGCUUACCACGCAGGAUGCCCGUGCUCCGGGCGACCUGGCAGGGACAUGGAGCAGCGCUUCUUGUGACGGCGCUUGGAAUUGGGCCCAAAGAGGCUCUUGGUGGAGCUCGGACUCUUGGCAGGGUAUGUGA